AGCGAAGAAAACAUCUGGGAGUCACUGUGGAUGAUGUUCUGAAAAGUCAGUUCAAGGUGUAGCGGAAGUCAAAAAGCAAAUAGAAUGGUAGAAAUUAUCAGGAUUUCUGUGUCAGCUUAUCUUUUAUAGAAACUGAACGCCAUCUCGUUCCUCCCCAACCCCAGAAGAAGAGGGAAAUGCAUUCUGAGGGCAGAGAAUAAAAAAGGAAAGAUAUCCUUGAUUUGCAGAAGGCAUCUCAAAAUGUUGUGUCGAGCUGCUCUGAGCCCUCUUGUCCGCUCCCCUGGAUGGUGCUUUGUGUUACCGCCACAUGCCAUCGCAGCCAUUUCCCGUUUAUAUCUCCCUCACCAUAACCAAAGAUUAAGGAAUGAAUCCAUCCGUUGUUGGAGCAACAUCCCAUUUAUCACCAUGCCACUUAGCCGUGCACAUGGAAAAUCAUUUGCACAUCGCAGUGAGCUGAAGCAUGCAAAGCGGAUUGUAGUGAAGCUGGGUAGCGCUGUUGUGACUCGAGGGGAUGAGUGUGGCUUGGCCCUUGGGAGGCUGGCAUCUAUCGUAGAGCAGGUGUCAAUGCUGCAAAAUCAGGGCCGAGAGAUGAUGAUUGUCACCAGUGGUGCCGUAGCUUUUGGAAAGCAGCGGUUGCGUCAUGAGAUCUUGCUUUCUCAGAGUGUGAGGCAAGCACUUCACUCAGGCCAGAAUCAGCUAAAAGACAUGGCUAUACCAGUCUUGGAGGCUCCAGCCUGUGCAGCCGCUGGCCAGAGUGGACUAAUGGCUCUGUAUGAGGCCAUGUUUACGCAGUACAGCAUCUGUGCAGCUCAAAUUUUAGUCACCAACCUGGAUUUCCAUGAUGAACAGAAGCGUCGGAACUUAAAUGGAACAUUGCAUGAGCUUUUAAGAAUGAAUAUUGUCCCUAUAAUCAACACUAAUGAUGCUGUUGUUCCACCUCCAGAGCCGAACAGUGAUCUGCAGGGGGUGAUUAGUGUGAAGGAUAACGACAGUCUGGCAGCACGACUGGCUGUGGAAAUGAAAACUGAUCUCCUGAUUGUUCUUUCAGAUGUAGAAGGACUCUUUGACAGCCCUCCAGGAUCUGAUGAUGCAAAGCUCAUUGACAUAUUCUACCCAGGAGACCAGCAGUCUGUAACAUUUGGAACCAAAUCCCGCGUGGGAAUGGGAGGCAUGGAAGCGAAGGUGAAAGCAGCUCUGUGGGCCCUGCAAGGAGGCACCUCUGUAGUGAUUGCAAAUGGAACCCAUCCAAAAAUCUCAGGUCAUGUCAUCACAGAUAUUGUAGAAGGGAAAAAAGUUGGAACUUUUUUUUCAGAAGUAAAACCUGCAGGUCCCACAGUAGAGCAGCAGGGUGAAAUGGCUCGAGCUGGUGGCAGGACCCUGGCGGCUCUACAGCCCGGGCAGAGAGCGGAGAUUAUUUAUCGUCUUGCUGACUUAUUAACUGACCAGAGAGAAGAAAUUCUCUUAGCAAACAAAAAGGACUUAGAAGAGGCUGAAAAUAAAGGGAGAUUGGCACUUCCUUUGUUGAAACGUCUAAGUCUGUCUACAUCAAAGCUGAACAGCUUGGCUAUUGGUCUGCGUCAGAUUGCAGCAUCCUCACAGGACAGUGUCGGCCGUGUAAUUCGGCGAACACGAAUAGCAAAAGACCUGGAUUUGGAGCAGGUGACGGUGCCUAUUGGUGUCCUUCUUGUGAUCUUCGAGUCCCGUCCUGACUGUCUUCCACAGGUAUGUAAGGAGGGCAGGGGAAAUUGGCUUCGCCCUGGAAGAGAGCGUGUCUGUAGCUUUCAAAUCCUUCAUCAUCUGACACAAGAAGCACUCUCCAUUCACGGAAUCAAAGAUGCAGUGCAACUAGUGAACACAAGAGAAGAAGUAGAAGAUCUCUGCCGUUUGGAUAAGCUGAUAGAUCUCAUCAUUCCACGUGGCUCAUCACAGCUAGUCAGGAAUAUCCAGAAAGCUGCUAAGGGAAUCCCAGUUAUGGGACACAGCGAAGGGAUCUGUCAUGUGUAUGUGGACACGGAUGCCAGCGUUGAGAAGGUCACACGAAUAAUCAGAGACUCAAAGUGUGAAUACCCUGCUGCCUGUAAUGCUCUGGAAACUCUCUUAAUUCAUCGAGACUUGCUGAGAACCCCGUUGUUUGAUCAGAUCAUAGACAUGUUGAGAGUAGAACAGGUGAAGAUUCAUGCUGGCCCAAAGUUUGCAUCUUACUUGACAUUCAGCCCUUCAGAAGUGAAAUCUCUCCGCACAGAAUAUGGGGACCUAGAGUGCUGCAUUGAGGUGGUGGACAGUGUCCAAGAAGCUGUUGAACAUAUCCACAAGUACGGAAGUUCUCACACAGAUGUUAUCAUCACAGAGAAUGAGAAAACGGCAGAGUUCUUCCUCCAGCAUGUGGACAGCGCUUGCGUUUUCUGGAAUGCCAGUACUCGAUUCUCGGACGGCUAUAGAUUUGGACUUGGUGCGGAAGUGGGAAUUAGUACUUCUCGUAUCCAUGCACGUGGACCUGUGGGAAUUGAAGGACUUUUAACUACGAAGUGGUUGCUGAGGGGAGACAAUCACGUUGUUUCUGACUUCUCAGAGCACGGGAGCAUGAAGUACCUCCAUGAGAGCCUCCCUCUCCCUCAGAGAAAUACAAACUAAGAACAUCGGGGCGGGGGGGGAAACCCGGGGGCAUAAAUAUUUCCUGAAGAUGUUCAGGGUGCUCUCUGGGGAGGGAGUUUGGUUUUCAUCUUCAGGAACAUGUUUCUCUGUCACCGUGCAGUAUAAUGAAUAUAAAAUGAUCCCACCGGUGAGAUUUUUCUGUUUCCUUAGAUAGUAUCUGCAAACUGACCUCACUUUUCUGAGCCAGACUUCUUCAAAACAUAAAAGUAGCAUAAGGAAACAUUCAAAUAUCUGCUGCAUUCUUUUUUUUUAUCCCAGUGCUCCCUAUAGCAAUAUGCUUGGUGGUGGAGCAUUUUUUUUUUCCCUAAGUCUUGGUUUUAUUCAAAUGUCUGUUCUGAAGAACAAACUUGAUAGUCUUUUUUUUUCUUCAUUCUUAUGAUCAUGGCAGCUCUUGAAAGCCAGAAAGCUUUACACUUACUUUCUUUGUACUUGAUCAUUCUUGUGAUAAGGGAAUAGAUGCCCCAAAUGCCUAGUAAGCUUUUGACCAAGAAACCUUUUAUAUCUAAUUUCUUUGUAUUGGUGACUAUUGUAGAUAAAGAACACAACUGUCUACUAUGUGAAUUUUGUUACUUAUUUGUACCAAAGGUUUAUCUUUCUUUGGUUUUAUAUAAAAUGUGUAACCUUCCACAACCCUUCCUCCGAAAGCAAUGCUACUUCAACAUUGGCU
Molecule: messenger RNA, 3319 nt
Organism: Egretta garzetta (little egret)
Lineage: Eukaryota; Metazoa; Chordata; Aves; Pelecaniformes; Ardeidae
Gene: ALDH18A1
Product: aldehyde dehydrogenase 18 family member A1
Exons: 20
Coding region: 241-2631 (796 amino acids)
Cellular component (GO): mitochondrion; cytoplasm
Molecular function (GO): glutamate-5-semialdehyde dehydrogenase (NADP+) activity; glutamate 5-kinase activity; ATP binding
Source: RefSeq, a predicted model, not a curated record